AUGAGAGGCUAUAAUUAUGAGUGCAUAACCUGUUGCUCGUGUAAAGUGUUUUUCCAUAGGAAUCAUGAUAACAAGGCUCUGGAUCACCCUGUUUAUUAUGAAAAAGGAAAUGAAUUGAAGUUCAUUAACCAAGGGGAUACAGUGUUAACAAUGACCAGGGAACAAGUAGCAGCGACUCUAUCAUAG
This is a messenger RNA of Oppiella nova, 186 nucleotides long. NCBI's taxonomy places the organism in Eukaryota, Metazoa, Arthropoda, Arachnida, Sarcoptiformes, Oppiidae. The record is from the annotation of a GenBank genome assembly.